Hermetia illucens (black soldier fly) is the source of this 1584-nucleotide messenger RNA. RefSeq names its product histone acetyltransferase type B catalytic subunit (gene Hat1). The transcript has 5 exons. Gene Ontology annotation, molecular function: histone H4 acetyltransferase activity; histone binding. Gene Ontology annotation, biological process: subtelomeric heterochromatin formation. Gene Ontology annotation, cellular component: nucleus. The coding region runs from base 233 to 1450 and encodes 405 amino acids. The record is from RefSeq and is a predicted model, not a curated record. Lineage: Eukaryota; Metazoa; Arthropoda; Insecta; Diptera; Stratiomyidae.
AAUUCCAAAUUGCUUGAUUGUGCCUGAUUGUUUUGUAUGUUGUGUUUCCAUGUUCCCGCUCGUUGCGGAGUCGGUGUUGGUUUUGUACUGAUUUCAGUGUCAAGAAAAGUUUGUUUUUGAGAAUUGUGAAAACUUGAACACUCGGCAAACUGUCGUUCAUAACAAUUAAACUAAUUAACGUGAAAGUGUAAAGUUUGCGGUGAAUACGCGAGGACGCGAGGAUUACAGCACAAUGACAUUAACGAGCAAUUUACAGAAUUUGGUGGUGGAUGCGGUGGACGUUGUGGAAUUCAAAUUGAUUCGCAAACGUGAAGAUGUCGAUUGUGAAGAUAUUGCCUUUCCUCCAGCCAUGGCUCAUCAAAUUUUCGGCGAAAAUGAGAAUAUUUUUGGCUACAAAGACCUUCAAGUACGUCUCAUGUACACAGCCGGACCUCUGGACAUAUAUGUUGGCAUAAAGUAUCAGCAACGAAUCGACGAUUAUCUCAGUGAUGGAUUAAAAGCGGAUGAUGUAGUUGGAAUUAUAGCUAGCAAAUUGCCCGAUGGAUGUUACUACACCAAUAUCGAUGAAUUUCUCAAAACCCUGGCUAAAUCUGAGACCUUCAAACCGUUCGGUGAGAAGCGUUGUGAAUACAAACUGCAGGACAGCUUCGGUGUUGACCGACAUUUCGAAAUCUAUCAAUGUGAUAUGAUCGAUAAUAAAUUCAGCAAAUUUUUCGAGCGAUUACAAACGUUUGUUUUGUGGUUUGUCGAUGCUGCUUCGUAUAUUGAUAUCGACGACCCGCAGUGGACUUUCUUUAUAUGCUACGAAAAAUACAAAGAACUCGACGGGAACUAUCAUUACGCCACAGUUGGUUAUACCACCGUUUAUAAGUACUAUGCAUAUCCGGAGAAUAUGCGUCCACGCAUAAGUCAAAUGAUGAUCUUGCCACCAUUCCAGAAAUUGGGAAUUGGGGCGAAGUUCAUUGAAACGAUUUACCAGUACUUCAUUGGCGACUCCAAGGUAAUCGACAUCACAGUAGAAGAUCCAUCAGAUGAGUUCCAAAGGAUUCGAAAUUAUGUUGAUGCAAAAUUAUGUAAAGAUUUGCCAGCAUUCAGUCCGACUGUGAUCAAGAACGGUUUCACGAAGGAUAUGGUAAAGGAAGCACGAGAAAAGUACAAGAUCAAUCCACGUCAGUGUCGCAAAGUCUACGAAAUUCUUCGGUUAAUGCACACGAACAUCCAUAACGAAAAAGAGUACAGAGAACUUCGCUUAGAUAUCAAGAAGCGACUGAAUCUUGUCUACUUCAAACAACUUCGAGAUAUUGAGAAAAUGACAAAAGUAGGAGUGGACACACAAUGGAUGACAGCAACACUGCCCAGUAAAGAGGAGCGACUUGAACAGUUACACAAGGAAUACAAAGAAUUGGAAAGCUACUAUGAGAAAAUUAUUAAACGCUUGAAGAAUCCAUGAAAUUAGAGGAUUUCUUGCUAAUUUGUGAAUCUUUAUGUCUGAAAUUGAGAAGAAGUUAUUUUUAAGAGUAUUUAUAAAGGAGUUUGUUUAAUUAAUGUUCAACAUGUGAAUACUAAUUAUAAUUUUUUUAUAGA